Messenger RNA from Cavia porcellus (domestic guinea pig), 3207 nucleotides. It is a transcript of the gene Ccn4, whose product is annotated as cellular communication network factor 4. Lineage: Eukaryota; Metazoa; Chordata; Mammalia; Rodentia; Caviidae. The transcript has 5 exons. Bases 192 to 1295 code for a protein of 367 amino acids. Gene Ontology annotation, cellular component: extracellular region; extracellular matrix. The record is from RefSeq and is a predicted model, not a curated record. Gene Ontology annotation, molecular function: heparin binding; integrin binding. Gene Ontology annotation, biological process: signal transduction; cell adhesion.
UUUUUCAGAGGAAAACGCAGGGUUUGUCCUUUGCUCUGACGUCAGAUCUUGCUUUAACAAAACCCCCCAGGGCUGCAGAGGAGGGACAGCUGCACUCCCGAUGGGCCGGGCCAGUCUGGGCCCAGCUCCCCAGAGAGGCGGUGGGAUCCUCUGCUCUCCUCAGUGGAUGCCUCUGCCCCCGGCUCCCAGGCAUGCAGUGCUUCCUCUCUUGGGCGCUGGCAGCAGUGACGGCAGCAGCCGCAGGCAGCAUCCUGGCCACGACCCUCUCUCCAGCCCCCGCCACCAUGGGCGUCACUCCAGCACCAGUGGAAGACACAGCCUCACACCUCGAAUUCUGCAAGUGGCCAUGUGAGUGCCCACCGUCACCGCCCCGCUGCCCGCUGGGGGUCAGUCUAAUCACAGACGGCUGUGAAUGCUGUAAGAUAUGUGCCCAGCAGCUGGGGGACAACUGCACAGAGGCUGCCAUCUGCGACCCCCACCGGGGCCUCUAUUGUGACUAUAGCAGGGACCGCCCGAGGUACGCAAUAGGAGUGUGUGCACAGGUGGUCGGCGUGGGCUGCGUCUUGAAUGGAGUGCGUUACAGCAACGGGGAGUCUUUCCAGCCCAGCUGCAGGUACAACUGCACAUGCAUCGGUGGUGCGGUGGGAUGCACGCCGUUGUGCCUCCGUGCACGCCCUCCACGUCUCUGGUGCCACCAGCCCCGACGUGUAAGAGUGCCAGGCCAGUGCUGUGAGCAGUGGGUGUGUGAAGAUGAUGACUGGAGACCUCGACAAACUGUGCUGGGUGACACCACAGCCCUGGCAGCUAUCAGUGACAUGGAACCCUGGCAUGGGAACUGCUUACCCUACACCAGCCCUUGGAGCCCGUGCUCCACUAGCUGUGGCCUAGGCAUCUCCACGCGGAUCUCCAAUGCCAAUGCCCAGUGCUGGCCCGAGCAGGAAAGCCGCCUGUGCAACCUACGGCCAUGCGACGUGGACAUCCGGCUGCACAUCAAGGAAGGGAAGAAGUGUCUGGCUGUUUUCCAGCCAGAGGUGCCCAUCAACUUCACUCUGGCAGGCUGCGUCAGCACCCACUCCUACCGGCCCAAGUACUGUGGAAUCUGCGUGGACAACAGGUGCUGCAUCCCCUACAAGUCCAGGACAAUCGAUGUCUCCUUCCAGUGUCCAGAGGGGCCUGGCUUUUCCCGCAAGGUCCUGUGGAUCAAUGCUUGCUUUUGCAAUCUGACCUGUAGGAACCCUAAUGACAUCUUUGCCGACUUGGAACCCUACCCUGACAUCUCGGAAAUUGCCAACUAGUGAGUCACAGACCAUGAGGCUUGGGACCUAGUUAAAUGCUUAUAAAGCAGCCAGCACUCUGAGGCCAAUAAUGUCACAACUGAGCCUUCCUUUGACUAGUACUUACUCACUUUUAAAACCUCUGAUCUGGACCUUCAGCCUCCUUUCCUGUCUUCCACCACUUACUUGAUCCAUGUUGGUGCUGCUCAGGCCCAAACAAUGAGCCCCUUCUUGGGUGACAAUGUCUAUCGCACCAAAGAAAAUACCUAUUUAUAGCUGUUCUGGGCAACACUCCAGUCUGAUUCAGGCUGGCUUGCCCAGGUUGCAGCUAGACACCCAGUGUCACAGAUUCUCUCUUUAGUGGCCAACUCAGAGGAGCCCUUAGGUCCAUAUAGAAUGGUACAUGGGGAUGAAAACAAUGAAGUGUUAUUUGUACCCUGUCACACAGGACUCUGAUGGCCAUUUCUCUCUGUAGUGCAUCAAAAGAAGCUCUUGUUACAAAGAUUUGUGCACCACAGCAUCACCGAACAUGUGUCAAGUGAGGUGAAUAACUGUUUGGUUUUGAUGCUUAGUGUAAAGUUAUGUUCCUCAACUUGAACAUUGCUAAGAUUCAAUUUCCCUUCACUCCUCCCCUGAGAAGGGUUCAAAUUGCGUUCAUCUCCAUCAGAAUUGCAACUUGAGAAACUUCAUGUUUGCUGAUGGGGAAAACCUCCAGGCAAUACUCAAGGCCAUGGCAAGGUCAAACUUGAGAAACAAAAUGCUGGCUGCUGAUCAGCAUUUCUUUGGGAGUUGGUCAGGAUCUUCUUUGCAGGCUGACCGUUUUCUCUGCUCAGGGGGCUUGGAAAUUGGUGAACCCCCAGGGGUGGCCCUUUGUGCCAAGAAUGGUGUCCUGGUAGAUUUCUCUACCCUAUGAUGCUGGGCAGAGUCCUCUGAAGUCCAAACCAGACCCAUCAAGUCAGGUGUGGGUGGAACCAAGAAUCAGGUCCACAUUUCACUAGUCUGAGGUGGCUGCUGGUGAGAGAGGUUGUGAGACCAUACAGUCCCCGGCCUAAGACACAUCUCCUUAAUGCAGUAAAUGACUUCAUAGAUCUUGGUUCUGUGGAUCAAAACAAUUCAGUUUUCUGGUCAGAAGCCGACAAGUUGCUUAGAUAUAAAAAUACAUUUAAUAGGAGUUAAAAGCUAAAAAGAAUUGACACUAAAAGAAAGUUGUUAUAAAUGGAAAUGAAACUUAUUUAUUUCAUUACUAGACUAUGUUAGUAUCAUAUUCUAUCUUCUCUAUGCUGGACACGGUUCUCCACACUCUGUAUGUGCUUGCUUAUUGAAUCUUGAUAUUGUUGAGAAGUUCUCAUUAUCACUUUGGGUCUUACAAAUGUGAAACAGAAGCUCAGAAAGGCAAGGGAAACUUGACCAGAGUCAUCCACCUGGUAAAUGAAGGAUUUGUAAUUUAAGUUCAAGUGAGACUGACCUCAUAGUUUGUACUUCUCCAGUUUGUAGAUCUUUCAAAUGUGUUAUAAUAUCCAAACAGUGAAAUAAGCAACUUUAUGUUCUUGUUUUUUGCUUUUACUAUUGUUUUUCUAGCUUUUCCCCCAAAGGAAUGUCUGAUUUCUGAUAAUUUAGACACUCAAGGACCCUACCCCCCCAAAGUAGGAUGGACAAAAAUCUAUGCAUUCUUUAAGAUCAUCCUUUUCUUGAAAGAACUAACUUAUGUCACACAUUUAUAAGUGGUUCUGCUUACUUGAUACUGCAUACCAGGCUGAUGUGCAGUUAUUCAUGAAGGAAUGACAUACAGCGUGAAUAGGGUCUCUUCAACAGGAAAAAGAGUUGGGAAUUUGCCUUCCUUACUGUGAUCUCCCAAAGGCCUGACAUGACAGCAGGCAUACAGUGGUGCUCAGUAUGUAUUUGAUGAAUAAAAUAAAUUGUAUUUGUGUUUCUA